UAUAGCCAGGCUCUCAGGAAGAGAGGAGCGGGUCAGAGUUAAGCUCUAAUCCAGAUGUGUGUGGCUGGGUGGACCAGUGCAGGCGCAGCUAGGGUCCCACCUCUCUAAAACAGACCCAACUCUCCUCCAUCACUCCUAACACAGACCUAGUGCUGCUUGGUUUACCUCAGAGCGUCACAACAAGACUAAACACAGACCGGAUACCUCACUCCUCUACCGAACUGGUGUCUUAUUGUCCUGGCUACUGUGAACACUGCUGUCAACCAACUUUUUCUUGGAGGAAUUUCCAGGUCGGAUGAUGGCGUGAGAGACCUGCCAUGGCUGCUGAGGGUGUCACUGUCCUGGCUCCCUGGCUGAGACUGAGGGCAGUGCUGUUGUUGCUGGUGCUGCUCCUCUCCCCGCUGGCCCUGUGUGCCCCAUGCCCCAGGGGCUGCAGCUGCCCCGGCAUCAAGGAGGUACACUGCACCUUCCGCCACCUCACCUCUGCACCACGUAACCUGCCCAAGGACACAGAGAGGGUUAACCUGGGCUAUAACAGCCUCCAGGCAGUGGGGGGGUCAGAGUUCACACAACUCCGCCAGCUGGAGAUGCUUAUGCUCCAUGGGAAUGAUAUCACGACCGUGUCUCCAGGAGCGUUUUACAGCCUGCGCUCUCUGCAGAUUCUGAAGCUGAGCUACAACAAGCUGGAGGCCAUCACCCCUGGUAUGUUUGAGGGCUUAGUCAGCCUGGUGCGACUCCACCUGGACCGCAACAACAUAGACUUCAUCGAGCCGUACACCUUCAGUGGGCUAACAUCAUUAAAACUCCUACAGCUAGAGGGCAACAAGCUGAGGGACCUCCACCCACACAGCUUCAUCACCCUCUCUCUCCUGGGGAACUUCUGGAGCUCUGGGCUGCGUCACCUCCACCUGUCGGACAACCAGCUGCACUACCUCCAGCCUGGGACCCUGACGCCCCUCAGCAAACUGGAGCUGCUCUCCCUGCAUGGCAACCCUUGGACCUGUGACUGCCAUCUCCAGUGGCUGCUAGAGUGGAACAACAAACAUGAGGGAGUGAUUAAGUGUAAGAAGGAGCGGGACGCUGCCUCUGGUGAGAGCUGUGCUGUCUGCUCCUCACCUCAGUCCUUAAAUGGCAGCCAGGUCCUGGGACUGUCUGCUGGCCAGCUGGCCUGUGAGCGGCCCUCUCUGGUGUCCCAUCUGAAGCAGUGGGACAGCCCCGGCUGGGACGACGCGGACUCAGAGCCCGACCUGCCCUACACCAGGGACCUGGAACGUCCCCUGGGCCACCUCACCUUCGUCCUGACCGACAACCACGGGAACAAAGCACACGUGGCCUGCGAUGUCCGGCGGCCCAGCGAGAGCUCCUCCAUGACAUGGGAGAACCUGCGGACGUCCGGGGAGGUGGCGGUCAACGUGAGCCUGGUCAGCCUGCUGGAGUGUGAGAUCGACCGGGACGCUCUGCAGAACCUCUGGAGGCUGGUGGCCUACUACUACGAGAGCCCUGCCCUCUUGGAGAGGGGAAUGAGGAGGGAGAACACCAGCAGAGUCACGUUUCAGUACUCCCAGGGACACAACGAGGAAUCCCCUUACUUUACAGAUCUCAAAGGACACUUAAUGGCUGAACCGACGUGGCUCCUCCAACCAAGGGUCACCCUGCAGCUGAACAGACGGCAAACCACCGCGAAAAAACUGGUGCUGGACUUUACCACGUUCAUCUCCAAGCACAUCAGUGGUAGGGGAGAGCAGGAGGAUGUGACUUCCUCCUGGGCCCUAAUACAGAGAGGAAGCCCUGGGAGAGUUCAAUCUGUGCUGGAGGGCUCUGAGGUCAGUCUGGGGUGUACAGUUAUCAGUUCAGGGUCACAGUCUGUGGAGUGGAUGCUCCCAGAUCUAUCUAUCCUGGAAGAAUCUAAUUUCCGGCUGGUGUCUGAGGGAGGCAGACUGGUCAUUGGAAAUGCUAGUGUGUCUGACUCUGGGCUGUAUCACUGUCUAGUCCGCACAGAGACUGAUGUGGACAUGGUGCCUGUGAGGUUGACAGUGAAAGAACGCCUGCUCAGUCCGAACACUCUAAAUGGGAAGAAGAUGGAAGUGGAGAGCGGGGAGUCCCUCUCACUCCCCUGCUAUGUGAACUCAGCACAGCCUAGCGAGACACGCUGGUACCUCCCUAAAAAUCAGAUCCUACAACCGUCGCACCCGAACGGGAGGGUCUACGUCAAUCAAAAUGGAUCCUUGGUGAUCAAAAAGACAACUCAUGAGGACGCUGGGGAGUACAGCUGUUUGGCUGCUAACCUCUAUGGAGUAGACAUGUUGGCUCAUCUCGUGGUCGUCACAGGGGAGAAAGACUCGGAUGCAAAAGAAGAGUUUGAGAAAGAAUCACCUGGUGUUGAAACAGCCAGAGGAGAAUCACCUUUGUUUGGGAGUAAGGAGGAUGAAGGUGAGGGGUCAGGGUUCCAGGAGAUAAAAGGCCCCCAUGCUACACAGUCUCCUAAGAGGGUGGGUGGACAACAGAGGUACCCUGGAGGGUUUUUACGCCCUGGUAUGAAAGGGAAGAGGAUCAAGGAUAACAAGAGGAAACCUAAUAAGUCUGUCAAGGAGCUCGACCCCAACCGCUGGGCUGAGAUCCUAGCCAAAGCUAACGCUAAACCUCCGACACUACCACCUACAAGACCACCACCAACCACACCAACAACAAAAACAGCAACGACAAUGACAGCCAAAACCACUACUACUACUCCUAAACCCACUACUACUACUACCACUACUACUCCUAAACCCACUACUACUACUACUACCACUACUACUCCUAAACCCACUACUUCUACUACUACCACUACUACUCCUAAACCCACUACUUCUACUACUACCACUACUACUCCUAAACCCACUACUUCCACUACUACUACUCCUAAACCCACUACUUCUACUACUACUACUCCUAAACCCACUACUACUACCACUACUACUACACCUAAACCCACUACUACCACUGCUACUACUCCUAAAUCCACUACUACCACUGCUACUCCUAAACCCACUACCACUACCACUAUGACUACUCCUAAACCCACUACUACUCCUACUACCCCUACCACGAGAAAAACUACAACAACUACGACUACAACAACAACUACUACUACUGCUCCUCCUUCAACUACCAGAACAACCACAACUAAAAAGCCCACCAAGAGCCAUUCUAAAACAAGUCACCACACAGAAACAGAAGGUGAAUUGGACUUUUCCGAAAAGCAACCUGAACCUUUACGUCCUCCACCUAGAAAACAUGUGACACAGGCCCCAAGAAGGAAAGCAUUACUUGUGGACCGUGGUAGAGGUAGAGGAGGUCCAAACCCAGAUUCAGACUCAGUCAUAAACCUGUCUGUUACAGAAUCUCCUCAAUCCGUCACACAACCAAUGCAGCUAGAAGACAAGCAUGUGGGGAGGGAGAGAGAGAGAGUGAACCAGAAGAACAAUCCUGUUUGGACAAACAGACGAAGACCCCCUUACAGACGGGGCAGACCCCCACAGAGACGGGUUCGACCUCAGAAACCCUCCCUCCCCUCAUCACACAAACCACAGACGACACUCCCUCAACCCGCAACAACAGUGGAAAAACAAGAAUCUACUGCAUCGCAAAACGACAAUUCUAAAAUGGAGGACAAUAUUACAGAACACAUACCCACUAUUUCAACACAUGAUGACAAUGAGCCUGUUGACCCGAUCAUUAAGCCCAACACUGCUACAGACAAAUCAGAUAGCAUUGUCAUAAAAUCAUUAACACCAGAGGUGAAAGACCCUAGUAUAGUUAACCCAUCAAACAGGGAGCAUGUGCCUGCACCAGAGACAAUCACCUCAGCAGAAAAUCUACCUCCCCCAACUGAGGUGCCUCGACAGGAGAGGACAUGGGAGAACUUAAAUAAACAGGAUGUUAUUAGACAGACUACCCAAAACAGGCAAACAUCCCCAAAGAUAACAACAACAACAAAGCCCACUCAUAUUAAUUAUGACAUUCAUUUAAAACCUAAUUUGUCACAUGAUACGGUUGCUAUGGCAACACCCGUCCUGACUAAAUUUGAUGUUUCAGAUAAAGGAGCUGCAAAGCCAGAAACCCCUUUAACAAAAGUACAUUUUCUAAAUCCAACUCCUAAAAAAUCACAAGAUAAGACACAAACACAUUUGAGAACCGUUGCAAAAGGCAGUGCUGCUCGGGAGGACAUUCUGAGGAACACACACAGAAACUCAUAUAAAAAGGACGAGGAUCACUCUCAAAUGAAACCUGACAGUCCCAGUCUCCCCAUCCACCCCUGGAUCUACCAACAGAACGUCCAAAUGAGAGUUCAAACCACCCCUCCACCCCGCGCUCCCACCCCCUAUUGGCCUUAUAGCCGCUUCCCAGUGUGGCCCUCAGGUCAUGGUUCAGGGCCACAUCCUGCCUUUACGGAGAGGCCCAUGCUUUUCUCCCACCCAGGGGGCCGGGGCGUUGGGGUCACCAAUCGACCAGAAAUCACAGCUGAGACUGUCAGGCCCACAGCGUUCAUCUCUGCUUCACCGGGCAGUGGCAUGGCAGCCUCACUGACCUCCCACCCACCCCACAGGGGCCCAGGCCCAGCCAGCAGGACCCGACAGCAGGACCUCUUAAUGCUCUCCAAGCUCAGAAACAGAUACAGACAGGCUCAGCUGGACCGUAUUUUACAGCUAGGGAAGAGAGUGACAACUAAGCCCAAGAUCAGUCACCCUACACCUAGACCUCACUACCAGCCUCCCACUCCGUCAUACAACUACUGGCCUGUGCCCCCCACCACCUCCCUCCCCGUGCCCACCAACAGGCCCUACUCCACAGCCAGUGUCCUGUACGGCAGCCGCUGGCACUACAGCCACUGGGGCCCGAGGAGGCUGAGCACGGCCCUGCCAUUCCCCAACCUGAUGGGUAGUGGGGUGAAGCCUAGGAUCAGCUCUGUGAACACAGUCAGUGUGUCUGCCCUGGCUGAGGGUGAUGUGCUGCUGCCCUGUGAAGCAUCAGGAGACCCACAGCCAGCGCUCUCCUGGACUAAAGUCUCCACAGGUGCAACCGUCCAAGCCAACACAAAACACGGACAGAGAUUUGAAGUUGUAAAGAACGGCACCUUUGUGAUUAAAAACGUGCAGCUACAGGACAGAGGCCAGUAUCUCUGCACAGCACAGAACACAUUUGGCUCGGACCGAAUGGUCAUUACCCUGGCUGUGCUGACCCAGCCUCCCAAAAUCAUAGGUCCCCACUCCAGAGAGGUCCCAGUGUAUUUGGGGAAGGCUAUAAGCUUAGACUGUGUAGCCUCUGGCAAGCCCCAGGCUCAGAUCUCAUGGAUUCUUCCAGACAGGACCUUUGUGCGUGAUGUGGGAGCUUUUGACAGGUCAGCCUCUCUGCUGGCUAACGGCACCCUGAGGAUCCAAUCAGCUAACUUCUCCAGUAAAGGCGACUAUAGGUGUAUCGCUAGCAAUGCGGCCGGGGCUGACACAGUGACUUUUCACAUCCACGUGGCAGCGCUACCGCCCACCAUCAACGAGGAGGCCUCGGAGAGCAUCGUCAUCCAGGAAGGGAGAAGUGUGUACGUCCACUGCACUGCCAAGGGAGAGCCUGCGCCCGUGCUAAAGUGGACCCUCCCUGCAGGGGUACAUGUCAAACCCUCUCAGUUCCUCGGCAGGAGACUGUUUGUCUUCCCCAAUGGGACGCUGUACAUCAAGAACAUCUCUCCGGAAGACUCUGGGAGGUAUGAGUGCUCUGUGACCAACGCAGUGGGCGCGGCCAGGAGAGUUCUGUACCUGAAUACCAGGCAGGAGGUCCCCAGCCUGCGACUGUCACACCACCCCUCCCAACAGCACAGAGUCACAGCCAUGUAUGGCUCCACUGUAUACCUGCACUGUCCAGAGUCCACUGGCUCUCCCCGUGGCACUCUGUGGCAGCUACCGUCCAAAACAUUGCUGGAACAUCGCUACAGCCCUGAGAGACCUGUCACCGUGUUCUCCAAUGGGACCUUACGGAUCCUGCAGCUGACUGAAAAAGACGGAGGUAGCUACCUGUGUAUGUUCCAGAGGCCCAACGGUGAGGACAUGGAGCUGUUCCAGGUGCAGGUGCUCAUGAUGCCACCUAAGAUCGAACAUCUGGCCACAGCUCAGAAGAGGGUGACCUCCGGGGAGAACUUCCAGGUGGACUGUGUUGCCUCAGGCCUCCCUGACCCAGAGGUGUCCUGGAGCCUCCCUGAUGGAACCAUGAUCAACAACGCCCUACAGUCGGACGACAGUGGCACCCGUUCUCGCCGCUAUGUCAUCUUUGGGAAUGGAACACUGUUGCUGCAGCAGAUGGGAAAGAAGGAUGAGGGGGACUAUACAUGCCAUGCUAAGAAUGAACUGGGGGAGGAUGAGAUGAAGGUGAGCAUCAAAGUAGGCCCUGACUUUCCCCGAAUCACAUCCAAGGCUCAGUUGUUGCUCACGGCCCGACUAGGAGAGUCUGCCUAUAUGACGUGUCAGGCAACUGGGGAGCCUCCACCAACCAUUGUGUGGCUCUCCCCAAGCAAUGAAGUCAUCACAUCCUCUUCAAUCAAAUACCAAAUCUUAGAUGAUGGGACUUUGGUGAUAAAGAAGGUGACUUUGGCCGACCAAGGGAAGUAUGCUUGUGUGGCAAGGAGUUCUGCUGGGGAUGACAUCAAGAACAUUAAGAUACAAGUAGAACCAAGAGAGCCACACAUCAAUGAACAAGGUGGAAGAAGCAGUAUGAAAGUGUUGGCAGUAUCUUAUCAGACAACACUGCUCGACUGCAGAGCGGAGGGCAAGCCUGAGCCACGCGUUUCCUGGGCCGCACCCUACGGCCUCUCUCUGCCAACACCUUAUCUGGGAGGACGCUUUCAAGUCCACAAGAAUGGGAGUCUAGAGCUACGUGGAGUGAGGAAGACAGACGAGGGUCAGUAUAUGUGUUUGGCCAAAAAUCACUUGGGAGAAGCAAGCCUGGCAAUUGAGCUUGAAGUGGCAUCCAUAGCAGAGAAGCCAAGCUUCGCCAUGCCGAACAUUGAGAUUUUACCAAUAAAACAAGAUGGAAGUGAUGUCACCCUGGAGUGUCCUGCCCGCGGUAAGCCAAACCCAGAGUUUGUUUGGAUCCUGCCAAAUGGCACAGCGCUGAUGCCAGGCACUAGACAUCAACACUUCACUCACUAUAGAGGAAACGGGACGUUGCGCAUCGCCCAGCCAGUGACGGCUGACAAAGGGGUUUACCGUUGUCUGGCGAAAAACGUGGCUGGGACUGCAGAGAAGCGAUACGCUCUAGAACCAGGAAGAAAGCCUGUGAUUCGAGGCACAACAGGGAUCAUGAAGAUCACGUUUGGCCAAAUUCUGAACCUGCCGUGCUCUGUGGAUGGCUGGCCACAGGCCUCAAUCACAUGGACCCUACCAAACGGCCUGGUCCUGGACAAGCCCCAGGUUAUUGGGAGAAUUACAUUUUUAUCAAACGGCACGCUUCAACUCAAAGAGGUCGCCACAUUUGACAGGGGAACCUACGUCUGCAAGGCCACCAACACAUUUGGGUCUUCUGCGUUGUCAUACCCAGUUGCAGUUAUGGUGUAUCCUCCAAGUAUCACAAACGCACCCCCUUCCAUCACUAGAGUCCACAGAGGUUCAUCAGUAACACUUAGCUGCAUCGCUGCAGGCAUACCAAAGCCUGAAAUAACAUGGACUCUACCUGGAAGAACCACACUUGUUCCCAACAACCGUUUCACGGCACAGGGAGGAAUUCACAUGACAGUUGAGGGCAGCUUGGUCAUACAAGACCCAGUACUUAUGAACUCAGGGAUUUACAAAUGCAAUGCAAAAAAUGCUCUAGGAAGUGACUUCAAAGCAACAUAUCUUCAGGUGAUCUGAGCCACAACCAAACAGAAGUGCCUAAUCUAAUCUGACAAUUACACUUGAAUGUAAAACCUAAUCCUCUAGAAUACCAUAUGUACAGUGUAAUUAUGUAACCUUACCAUUAAUGUGCAUAUUAUAAGAGGUAAAAUAGUGUGAACUCUAAUAUCACUUACAAGGAAAGGAGAAAAAGGUCUGCUAUAAUUGUUGGCAGAAAUAUAAGCAUAUAAAAACUUGACAGAUGUGACUUAGGGAAUGCUCUCUUUUCUUUGAAUUUAUAAAUAUUCCUGUAUGUAAAUAUCUAAGUAUACUGUGUUGACUGAACUCACAUUGUUGGUUUAUCUAUAUGCCUUUUUUACCAAGAUACAGCUUGCAGGUGCCUAGUGUUACUUCUGACAAUAGAAAAAAUAAAAGUGAAUCACUUACACAGGAAUCUAUCUGUUUGUACGCCCUCUCUGAUUGUGCGAAUCCCAUUCUGAGGCAUGCUUUCAGAUUUUAUGCAAACCAUUUGGAACAAAUGAGCCUUUCAUAGAGGGCGUAAAAGGAAGCUUUGUGUGAUACAAAUGUUCUAAUUGUUCUACAGAGCUAAUCAAAAUGGAGACCCAGCAACUAAUUCUACCAGCUAUGAAUUUAUUUAAUACAUUGCUAAUACAUAUUUGGGACAUUUUACUUAAUGACUAGACCUAAAUAUUUAAUUAUAACAGGCCUAGGAUAUCCAGUGCAAUGUGGAAAACAUGCAUCACUGGUGCACUCACUUACGUGAAACCUCUCAGUAUUGAUUUUCACCUUACAAGCUCCAUUAUACAGCAGACACUUGUCUUAUCUGGACAACAGGUUAGAGGCCAAUGCAUUUGCGCCAUUUUGGAUGAUGGCAUCUGAUCAGCUGGAUGGAUCACAUGAUUUUUCAAGUGUGAAAUCAAACCUGAGUGAAAGACAUUUGUAGGUUACAUUUGAAUACAUGUAAAAAUGUCUAUGGCAGAGGAAUAAACAGAUUUGUGUUGACAAUCUAAAGAUUGUUAAAUAUUA
Molecule: messenger RNA, 8882 nt
Organism: Salvelinus fontinalis (brook trout)
Lineage: Eukaryota; Metazoa; Chordata; Actinopteri; Salmoniformes; Salmonidae
Product: immunoglobulin superfamily member 10
Exons: 7
Coding region: 318-7874 (2518 amino acids)
Cellular component (GO): extracellular region
Molecular function (GO): protein binding
Source: RefSeq, a predicted model, not a curated record